UUAUCAUUACACCAAUUUAUUUUUGUUAUCCUAUUUUUUAUUUGUUUUUAUUUUGUGACCAAUUUUUACUUGUUUAAACUUUACUAACAUUAUGUUAAGAUUAUCAACUAAAAUCCAUUUAGCGCUAUGCAAUCAAAUAACACGCAGCACAAUACGUUUGCUUCAUAUCAGUGAAGCCGACGUCAUAACAACAUUCAUUGAUAAGGAUUCCACUGAUUUUAAACAAAAUGAAACUGAAAUGAAGAAUCUCGUUAGUCAACUGAGACAUCAUACAGCUCAAGCUUUGAAUGGUGGUGGUCCAGUUGCAAUUCAGAGACACCGAUCUCGAGGAAAACUUCUAGCUCGUGAGCGUAUUGAUAAACUCAUAGACAAUGGAACUGCAUUCUUAGAAUUAAGCUCUUUAGCUGCACACGAGUUGUAUGGCAAAGAAGUCGUUAACUCGGCUGGCGUUGUCACUGGAAUAGGAAGAAUUUGUGGAACAGAGUGUGUCAUUGUAGCCAAUGAUGCCACAGUCAAAGGUGGCACCUACUAUCCAGUUAGUGUGAAGAAACAUCUCCGAGCUCAGGAGAUUGCCCAAGAGAAUCGCUUGCCUUGCAUCUAUUUGGUCGAUUCUGGUGGUGCUAAUCUACCUCGUCAGGCCGAGGUCUUCCCCGAUAAGUGGCACUUUGGACGGAUAUUCUAUAACCAAGCUAACAUGUCGGCUCUUGGAAUUCCCCAAAUAGCUGUGGUUAUGGGAAGUUGUACAGCUGGCGGAGCUUAUGUCCCAGCUAUGGCUGAUGAGAGUAUAAUUGUAAGAAAACAAGGAACAAUCUUUUUGGCUGGGCCACCUUUAGUCAAGGCUGCUACAGGCGAGGAGGUAUCUGCUGAAGAUCUUGGUGGCGCUGAUCUCCAUUGCAAGACUUCAGGAGUAACCGAUCACUAUGCUACCGACGAUGAACAUGCUCUCUAUUUGGCUCGGAAGAUUGUAAGCAAUUUCAAUUUACCUGAAACCAAUGCUUACUCGGAUAAGGAAUUGGGUGCUCCGGUAGACACUUCCAAGUCAUUUCUCUAUGAAGAACCCAAAUACGAUCCUAGAGAGAUUUAUGGAAUUGUAGGCCCGAAUCUUACCAAAACCUUUGAUGUUCGCGAGGUGAUUGCUCGAAUUGUUGAUGGCAGUCGAUUUAAUGAGUUUAAAAAGUUCUAUGGAGAGACUUUGGUGUGUGGUUUUGCCAAACUUUAUGGCCACACAGUUGGAAUUGUAGGAAACAAUGGAGUUUUAUUUUCAGAGAGUGCUCUGAAGGGAGCUCAUUUCAUUCAGUUGUGUGCUCAGAGGAAUAUUCCUUUGGUGUUUUUGCAAAACAUUACUGGAUUCAUGGUUGGUCGGGAUGCUGAAGCAAAUGGAAUUGCCAAGAAUGGAGCAAAGAUGGUAACUGCUGUGGCUUGUGCAAAUGUUCCCAAAUUCACUAUCAUCAUUGGGGGUUCCUAUGGAGCUGGGAAUUAUGGAAUGUGUGGUCGUGCCUAUUCCCCAAGGUUCCUAUACAUGUGGCCAAAUUCACGUAUCUCAGUUAUGGGUGGUGCUCAGGCAGCUAAUGUGCUAGCACAAGUAACUACUGAUCAGAAAAAACGUGACGGCCAGGAACUCAGUGAAGUGGAAAUCAAUAAAAUGAAAGCCUCGAUUGAAGAGAGAUUUGAAAAAGAAGCAUCUCCUUAUUAUAGUACAGCAAGAUUAUGGGAUGAUGGAAUUAUUGAUCCAGCGGAUACAAGAAAAGUUUUGGGACUGAGUUUGACGGCUUCUUUGAGAAAUUCCAUUAAUCCUACUAAAUUUGGGGUUUUUAGAAUGUAAUUUUUAUAUUUACUUGGUUGUUUGCAUCUUUGAUGCUCAGAAAUUGUUGCAUUUAUUAGUUUUUAAAGGAACAAAAGUUGUUGGCAUUUAUAUAUAUUUUUAUAAUUA
This is a messenger RNA of Episyrphus balteatus (marmalade hoverfly), 1930 nucleotides long. RefSeq names its product probable methylcrotonoyl-CoA carboxylase beta chain, mitochondrial (gene Mccc2). NCBI's taxonomy places the organism in Eukaryota, Metazoa, Arthropoda, Insecta, Diptera, Syrphidae. The coding region runs from base 92 to 1822 and encodes 576 amino acids. Gene Ontology annotation, cellular component: mitochondrion; methylcrotonoyl-CoA carboxylase complex. Gene Ontology annotation, molecular function: methylcrotonoyl-CoA carboxylase activity. The record is from RefSeq and is a predicted model, not a curated record. The transcript has 4 exons. Gene Ontology annotation, biological process: L-leucine catabolic process.